GAAAUAGUUGAAGAUCCGGUGAACAGCGAUGUGGCUCUUCCUUUCCGCCAUUAAACCAGCAUGGACAAGCAAGGAAAUCCUGUUAGACUCGCUAAAGUUACUAAAAUUUUAGGCCGUACUGGCUCGCAAGGGCAAUGUACCCAAGUUCGCGUCGAAUUUAUCGAUGAACAGAACCGUUCUAUCAUCCGUAACGUUAAAGGCCCAGUUCGUGAAGGCGACAUUUUGACUCUUCUCGAAUCUGAAAGAGAAGCAAGAAGACUCCGAUAGGUAAUUAUUAAAACCUUUCACUCAUAGACAAGUGUUCGAUAGCACGCUGCAUAAGCACGAUGCAUUUUAACUCAAAAUUCUGACGUGUUGUCGAACCACGUGCUACGUAGAGCAACCCACUUCCAGCUCCUAAGAGAUAAGAAAUUCGUUUCUUAGGCGUUUUCCCUUGUGGGAGAUUAGUAUCUUUGAUCUAUAUUUAGUAUUGAUAUAUAAAUGCUAGAUACGCUUGCAAAGUUACAACUCUAAUAAUUUUUUUCUCUGCAGAUUUCGUGAACUGUCCAAAGAAGAUCAGACAGGUAAUAGUCCUUAGUUUCAACUCUGGCCUCCACCAUUCUAAACGUAAUUAACUAUUUGUACUUAAUUACCUAUAACAAUAAAUAAGACAUACUACCUACUAUACGUUUUUUAAGUAUUCGUUAUGAAAAACACUGAUGAUUGUUAAUUUUUACAGGUCCGUCAGAUGUCUAUUGUUAUGGCGUUAUAAAUGUACAUUUCACUUGCGAAUAAAAAAAUUACAUGAUCAGAUAUUGUUAUGUUUGUUAUUUAUUUUCUUUAAAAAAUACAAUAAAUUGUUCUG
Molecule: messenger RNA, 844 nt
Organism: Dimorphilus gyrociliatus
Lineage: Eukaryota; Metazoa; Annelida; Polychaeta; Dinophilidae
Source: the annotation of a GenBank genome assembly